Molecule: messenger RNA, 2008 nt
Organism: Aegilops tauschii subsp. strangulata
Lineage: Eukaryota; Viridiplantae; Streptophyta; Magnoliopsida; Poales; Poaceae
Product: transcription termination factor MTERF2, chloroplastic
Biological process (GO): regulation of DNA-templated transcription
Molecular function (GO): double-stranded DNA binding
Source: RefSeq, a predicted model, not a curated record
GAAAAAACCCAAACAGGAUAGAGCUAAACCUCGCUCCACCUUCCACUCGUCUCCAAUGGCCACCACCACUCUCCCACGCUCUCACAUCCGCCUGCAUCUCCCGCUCCACACCGCCAACCCUUCCUACCCUCGCUGCUGCCGCCUCCUUCCCUCCUCCGCCAUCUCAUCGCGUCUCCAGAACCCCGCCACAACCACUGCCACCCACUAUCCCAUCCUCCCGCCCGCUCCAUCCCCUUCCCUCCUCGUCGCCGAGGAGGCCUCCCUCGCCCCGCGCCGCACCCACCGGUUCCCGGGCUCUGUCGCGCCCCCGUGCAUCCAGGACUCCCGGGAGGACCUCGACGUCCCGGCCGACGAUGACGUCCUGCGGCGUGCGCUCGAGGUGCGCCGCGCUGUGGCCACCGAGGCGCUCGUGGCCGCGCUCAGCGGCGGCAAGGCCGGGGGCCUCACCUACGUCAACAACCUCACUUCACGGAUGGGCGCCUUCGUCGACCGCAUCGUCGUCGGAGCCGCCGCCAUGCGGCGCGACCGCUCCGAGCUCGCGCACCAGUCCUUCAACGCGCGGGCACGGACCUACAUCCAGGAAUCGGGCGUGGUCGAGCUGGUCAAGUGGUUCAAGCACAACUCAUUGACAUAUCCCCAAAUCGCGAAAGUAGUUUGCUCCUGUUCUGGUGAUCUGGAGAAAGUGAGAAGGAUGCUAAAGUGGUUGAGAUCAAUUUAUGUGAAAGGAGUAUUUUUGGGACGUGUGCUUGCGAAGGGUGAAUCCCUUAUGAGUCGCAGUUUUGAAGAAUUGGAAGAGAUUACUGGCUAUCUGGAAUGCUGUGGUGUUAGAAGAGACUGGAUUGGUCACGUGGUCAGUAGAUGUCCACAGCUAUUGAAUUUGUCCUUGGAUGAGUUAGAGACACGAGUGCGAUUUUAUACAGAUAUGGGAAUGAAUGAGAAUGACUUUGGCACUAUGGUCUAUGAUUAUCCAAAAGUUCUUGGGUUUUUCAGCCUAGAAGAGAUGAACAGUAAGGUUCAAUAUCUGAAAGAGUUUGGUUUGAGCACAGAAGAACUUGGAAAAAUGCUGGCUUAUAAGCCACAGCUCAUGGCCUGCAGCAUUGAAGAAAGGUGGAAGCCACUUGUGAAGUACCUAUAUCAUCUAAACAUUUCACGGGAUGGUAUGAAGCGUAUGUUGGUGGUCCAACCUACGAUUUUCUGUCUUGAUUUAGAGACAGUAAUUGCACCAAAGGUACGAUUUCUACAGGAUAUUGGUGUGAGGAAUGAUGCAGUCGGCAAUGUGCUAGUGAAGUUCCCCCCUGUACUAACUUAUAGUCUGUACAGGAAGUUACGCCCAGUGGUUAUAUUCCUGAGGACAAAAGCUGGAGUAACAGAGGAUGACAUUGGGAAGGUCAUUGCGUUGGACCCGCAGCUCAUGGGCUGCAGCAUCGCACACAAACUGGAAGCCAGCGUCAAGUACUUUCGGUCACUGGGCAUCUACCACUUGGUGCUCGGCCAGAUGGUUGCCGACUUCCCGACGCUUCUCCGAUACAAUGUGGAUGUUCUACGUCCAAAAUACCAGUACCUCAGGCGUGUCAUGGUACGGCCGCUGAAAGAUCUUAUCGAGUUUCCCCGGUUUUUCAGUUACUCUUUGGAGCAUAGGAUAGAGCCUCGGCACAAGGUUCUGGUGGCCAACAGGAUAAACAUGAAGCUGCGGUACAUGCUGCCUGGUUCCGAUGAGGAGUUUGCGCAGAGGGUGCAAGAGGCCGUCGAGAGGAGAGCGAGAUUCGAAGCCGGAGAAGCUACUCCGGAGACAUCAGGUGCGCCCGAAACACCCAGCGGCAAUGGAAAUGGCGUAGCAGCAGCAGCAGCAUGUCAAGAGAUGGAGGCAGAUUAAGGCAGUACCUUGCAAGAAACAAGAAUUCCAUGUCCUUGACUUGUACGUACAUACGUGUACAUAUUCCUGUUCCACGUUUGUGGUUGGCUGUGCUCACUGUGAGAGCCUAUUUGAUCCUUUGUGACUCCAAAGUCC